AUGGCUAUGGAUAAUGCUAAAUUUGAAUAAUUGAGCAAGAAUUUCCCUUCAUCUUUGAAAUUCAGAUUAAAUCCAGUAUACUAUGGUGCUAGAGUAGGAAUUCAAGCUUACUUGGGUUUGUUGGUGGGAGGAAGUCUUUUGAUAUACUUAAAUACUUUCAAUGGCAUAACAUUCCCAUAUUUAUAUAAAAAACAAAAAGUAGAAUAUUCAGCAGUGCCUGACUUUUAUUCUAAACAAGUGUUAUUGUACCAAAGAACAGUUCCGAAUACUGUAACAUAAUUAUGA
Messenger RNA from Paramecium tetraurelia, 285 nucleotides. RefSeq lists its product as uncharacterized. The record is from RefSeq and is a predicted model, not a curated record. NCBI's taxonomy places the organism in Eukaryota, Ciliophora, Oligohymenophorea, Peniculida, Parameciidae. The transcript is spliced from 2 exons.